AUGGCCACAUCGAGUGAACGCGAGGAAGAGAACUUCGGAUUAAAAGUGUGCUGUAUUUGUUUUGAACAUUACAAGACUCCGAGAUGCUUGCCGUGUUCACACUCGUUCUGUGAGGCCUGUUUAUCAGCUCACAUCCAGUCGUCAUGUUCUGAUUGUAAUCCUCCACUAGGAUUUCCAUGUCCCCUCUGUCAAGUUUUCGUCCCGGCACCCGGGAGGUUUGCUCAGUAUUCGUUCAAAGACUGGGCCAGGGUCUUCCCAGAAAAUAAAUUCCUCGCUUCCAUCGCUGUGAAUGAUGUCAGUUUGACAUCCAUUCCCUGUCAUCCCUGUAAAGAAGAUGGAGAAGAUGCGCGGGGAACUAGCUGGUGCGUGGAGUGUUCCGAUGUUCUGUGUGAUGAGUGUGUUAAGUGUCACCGGAGGUCCCGCCCUUCUCGUCAUCACGAGGUAGUCUCACUCACUAAUAUAUCCGGGACGCUCUCACAGAAGUACCCAGGACUAGAGAACUGUGAGACUCACGGGGGUCGAAAAAUUGAAGUGUUUUGUGAAAAUCACCUCGCUCCGUGCUGUUCUCUUUGUGUUAUUAAAGAACAUGGCGGUUGUUCCAGCCUCUGUCACAUAGAGGAAGCUGCCGAGAAACUCCUAGAAAACGAUAAUGUCAAGAAUUUACAGGAUGAUGUAGAGAAAUUAUGUACAGCGAUAGAGGGAUUAAUAAAAGGAGAGAGAGUUAACAUCGAUGAGAUUGACAAUACCUCUGACAGAUUUACAAAAGAAAUAUCAGACACAACAGCGGCAAUCAUCCAAGCUGUUAAGAAUUCAGAAGAAACACAUUUGGAUGAACUUAGGGUCAGAUACUCAAAUGAUUUAUCUUAUACUGAUGAUGUAGCAGUCGAUGAUGAGGAAAGCGUCAUUUACUCUAGUUACAGUACGUCGACAGUCAGAAAAGUAGACAGAAAGGGAAACAUCUUAUUCACUUACAGUCAUGAAGAAUUAAAAAAGCCAUGUGGACUAACAGUAGACAGGGUGGGGAAUAUAUACGUAAUUGGCAAAUACAGCAACAAUGUCCACAUAUUGUCUAGGAGUGGUGAGGUCGUGAGAAUUCUGAACGGAGUGGUGACGAGCCCGGAAUGCAUUAACAUCCAGGAGGGUGGAAACAGAUUCUUUGUCGGUGAGGCAGGAGGGAUAGUGAAAAUAUUUGAAUUCAAAUGGAAAAAAGAAAUGAAUGGUUAA
Ostrea edulis (European flat oyster) is the source of this 1224-nucleotide messenger RNA. RefSeq names its product tripartite motif-containing protein 45-like. NCBI's taxonomy places the organism in Eukaryota, Metazoa, Mollusca, Bivalvia, Ostreida, Ostreidae. Gene Ontology annotation, cellular component: nucleoplasm; chromatin. Gene Ontology annotation, molecular function: ubiquitin-protein transferase activity; zinc ion binding. The record is from RefSeq and is a predicted model, not a curated record. The coding region runs from base 1 to 1224 and encodes 407 amino acids. Gene Ontology annotation, biological process: positive regulation of DNA-templated transcription. The transcript has 2 exons.